UGCCCGCAAGAUCGCCAGAAAAAAAAUCCGACCAUGUCCGCCGUGGAACCAUGCCUGACGUGCUUCCGCAAAACGGACAACUACCUUCGCAUCACGGACGAAACCAACGCCGACGAUGUGGAGCGGAUCGUGACCACCCACUUUUGGUUUUCGGAGACGGAAUGUGCCAGCAGCGUCCUGUGCACCAGCUGCUGGGAGAAGAUUGAUGACUUCCACAAGUUUUACUGCGAAGUGCGGAAUGUUCACCUGGACAAUCGGGCGGACGACGAACCGGUCGGGGUACAGAUCAAAGUUGAACCGCUGGAAGCACCGAUCAAGCGAGAAAUCAACUUGGAUACCAAGGAGGAAGAUGAUGAAGGCGAGGUGGAAGAGGUGGACAAGUUGGCUGCCAAAGCGGAACCCGUGAAGGAGGUGAAGGACGAGACGGAUCUGGAACAAAAGGAAAGCGAAGAAGUGCCCGUUAAGAAGAAACGAGGUCGAAAAAGGAAGCUUCCCGAGGUGGAAGUUGAGGCAGAGCAGAAAGUAAAGCCUGCGCCAACUGUAGAGGUAACGGUCGAUCCGGAAGAACAAGCUCAGUCUGAUGAUGACUCCGAUUGGGAGCCACCGCAGGAUGAUGAUUCUGGGGAAGAAUUUGCAGUUAAACAGAAGCGAUCGAAAGGGGAGAAGAAACCUAGGAAAAAGUAUGCUCCACGAAAACCUCGGAAGGAGGACGAAGAUCGAGCUUCAAAUGGCAAGACGAAAGAAGACAUUGCCAAGGAGGAUGAGUUUAUUCGAAGAUACUGUCCGAUCUAUUGCGACAAGUGCAAUUUUAGUUCGGAUACCUUUGGGGAGCUGAAGGCUCACACAACCACGGCGCACAACUGCAAUCCGAUGGUGAUUUGCUGUGAUCACAAGUUUUACAAACGGUCAUUCCUCUACCAGCAUGCCCAGUAUCACGAAAAUCCGGACAAAUUCAAAUGUCAGACUUGCUCCAAGAUAUUCCACAGCGGGUUGGCUCUGAAGCUUCACUUGGACUAUACGCACGUGAAAGACGAGGAGAGGAUCUACAAAUGCAAUGUCUGUGAAGCGAGUUUUGCCAAAGCUUAUCAUCUGACGUCACACCGCUUGAAGCAUACCUCGAUCGCAGAAAAGCGCUUCUACUGCGUGGAGUGUGAUAUCGCGUUCCGUACUAACCAAUCCUACCGGACACAUCUGCACUCGAAGCACGGGGCAGCUGCAAAGUACGUGUGCGACAUCUGUGCACGCGGGUUCCGACAGCGUUCGGAUCUACUCACCCAUCAGCUUUCGCACAGCGCCGAGGGUCUGGAGAAGCUCAAGAUCCAGUGCGAACGAUGCGGUAAGUGGAUGAAGAACAAGAAAUCCAUCUGGACCCAUCGGAAAAUCUGCCAGAGUACGGGACCGGUCGCCUGCGAUAUCUGCGGUAAAAUGGCUCCCAAUCCGGAGCAACUGAAAAGCCAUAAGAAAUUUAUGCACCAGGAUCAGCGGGUUCACCAGUGCAGCUAUUGUGAGAAGGCGUUCAAGAGACCGAUCGAUCUUAAGGAACACGAAACCAUCCACACCGGUGAGGUGCUGUACUCGUGCCAGUUCUGCGCCAAAACGUUCAACUCGAACUCCAACCUGUACUCGCACCGCCGGAAAAUGCACCCGGUAGAGUACGCCGACUGGAAGCAGGCACUGCAGAUGAAAAAACAACCAGUGGAAGCGCAACCAACCAGGGUCAUUGCCGCUGAAAUGCACGCAUGUACCAGUGCUGCUGGAGCUGCCACUGCCAUUGCUAUGCCAGCAGAACUUCCUCCGUUCUUGCCACCGGGUCUGAUGCCCGCCGGAGUGCUUCCGUUGCUACCUACACCCGAUGACGGCGGAGGCUACUCCUGAAUCCCGGACGGUGCGUACCAUUCCAGUAAGUAAGGUAUUACUGUGUUCUUUUAAAUUGAU
Molecule: messenger RNA, 1935 nt
Organism: Ochlerotatus camptorhynchus
Lineage: Eukaryota; Metazoa; Arthropoda; Insecta; Diptera; Culicidae
Product: transcription factor grauzone-like
Exons: 3
Coding region: 34-1875 (613 amino acids)
Biological process (GO): regulation of transcription by RNA polymerase II
Cellular component (GO): nucleus
Molecular function (GO): RNA polymerase II transcription regulatory region sequence-specific DNA binding; DNA-binding transcription factor activity, RNA polymerase II-specific; zinc ion binding
Source: RefSeq, a predicted model, not a curated record